CACACACACACUCAUACUCACACACACACACACACACAGACACACACACAGCUGCAGCAAGUAAGGACCUAAAGUACUGAAUGACAUUUUGAACAGCAAUCGCUGUCCAGAAAACUGUCACUGGGCCAAACAGUUGCAGCAGGACCAAACAGGAAGAAAGUAGCAGCAAAAUUCUGAACCAUGGGCGAUUUACAGGCUACCAUAGAAUUCUCCGUGGAGCUACACAAAUUCUUCAAUGUGGAUCUCUUUCAACGUGGACUGUACCAGGUGCGCUGUGGGCUGCGGGUGUCGCCACGCCUGCCCGUCCAGGUGGAGACAAGUAUUCCAGAUGCCAAUGGCAAACCGAAUGUGAACGGACAUGGAGCCGCAGCCGGAGCCGGAAUCGGCAUUGGCAUCGAUCCGACCAGCGAUAGCGAACGGGAGCAUGAGCAGUCAUCGCCGGAGGAUGCAGGAGGAGGAACAACGGUGCCGGGCAGCAGCGGCAGCUGCACAUCCGCCAGCAUAAUCAAUGGCAGCGGCGCAUCGCGCAUAUUUCAGAUACUCUAUCGGAACGAGGAGGUGCCGCUACGCGAUGUCAUUCACUUUCGCAGUCAUCUGCUGGUUGAUAGCCGUCACCUGAAGGAGUCCAUCGAACGAGCCGAGUUCUCAUUGCAACUGGAAUUGUGGUUUGGGGAACAGAAUGGCACCACCAACUUGACGUUGGCCUCCACACGCAAUUUACAGUUGAAUUUUCAUCCGGGACGCGGUCUUCAUUAUCAUCUGCCCGUGCUGUUCGACUACUUCCACUUGGCGGCCAUCAGUGUGGGCAUUCAUGCCAGUCUUGUGGCCCUGCAUCAGCCAUACAUCAAUGCACCACGUAGUUCGAAGCCUUGGAGCGCCGGCAAGUUGAGCUGUCGUGGCAAUACUUCACCCGGUCCACUGGAGGCAGUCUUCUUUGGACCACAAAUCGGUGGCACCACCAAGUGUAGUGGUGGACCCACUGGCCGCUUGCUGCAAUCUCGCCAGAUUCAUCGGGAUAUUUGUGGACUGCUUCUAGGCGCUAUUGAGCAGCUGAAGGCGACUUUAAAUGAGUUCAGCACGGUGCUUCCGCCGAGCAUCAACUCGCAGAUUGGUUCGCCUCCUUUGAGGGAGAAUGACACGGCAGAGCGACUGCAGCAGCUGAUGGAGCAGGCAAAGCUACUUGAGGCGGAGGAUGACUUUGCCACGCUGGCCAACUCGGAUAUAGCGCAGUUAUGUGCGGAGAGCAUCUUCUGGUGGCGUCGUGUGCUGCUCGCCUCCCGAUCCUCGACAGCGGUGCACACUCUGCUGGCCAGGAAGCAUCACAUACUGCGCGUGCGUCGCUUUGCUGAGGGCUUCUUUGUGAUGGAGCAGCCCAGACAUGCAGCUGCCGGUUGCCAUGAGAUCAACAGUAGUCCAGGUCAUUGUCAGGGCUAUGCGGCAAUUGCGGAGCUGGCGCGAAGGAGUCGCUACCUUCAGUCGUUGCCGCCGUUGCCCGUGCACUGUACACCAAUUGAUGGGGAUGCCGCCUCAUUGCCGCUCAUCUUUGAGGAUCGUUAUGUGGUGCCCGGCUCGAGUUAUGGCAGGCGUCGUUCCGGCAGUGAUCCACAGCUGGAUGAGACUUCGACUGUGGCAAGGAAGAAGUCAACGGUGCCGGAUAAGACGCACUCGAGCAGUAGCCUCAAUGGCACCAAGGAUUGCCUCGCCUGUCACUUCGACUACGACUAUCCGCAGAGCAAUGGCAAUGGUCCAGCUCAUCCGCAUGCCAAGUGCGUGGUCACACCAAGAUUCGCUUUAGGAGGCGAAGUGCUCCAAGCCAGCUUGACCAUCGCACCCAGCAACAAGGAUGCCCAGCCGGUUGCACUGCGUCACAAUCUGUCCAGGCACUCGGUAACCGGGUUGCUCGAGGAUCUCGACGUAGAGUGCAAUGAGGCGACGCUGCCGACGCGGCACAGCAAAUCCCUGGAUCAACUGGACGGCUGUCAGACAAACGCAGAGACUCCGGUCCUCGCACCCGCCUGUAAUCCUCGCCAGGUGAGCUACAACACCUUGCCCGCGGGUCUGGCCCGACUCCAAGCCGAUGAUCUGAUGCGCAACAUCUGCGAGUUCCGACAACGCUAUGGGAAUCCUGGCAAAUUUGACUACUUGAACGAGAUCAAGCUGCUGAAUCCUCCCAAGCAACAGCAACAGCAGGCGGCGAGCGCCUACAAUUCCUUGCCCAAGAGCAUGGUUCCUCCGCGCAACUCGUAUCCACCGCCUCCGCCCAGUCAGUAUACCACGAUGCCAAGAAGCAGCAGCUCCCAGAUACCACGUGCCGUGGAGAUUGCCCGUGUCCGUGUAUCUGAUAUCAAGGAGAUGCUGCGGCAGGGUCAGGGACAGGGACAGAGUCAGGGACAGGGCACAAUGCGUAAGGAGUCGAGCAGCUCGGAGAGCGACAUGAUGCAGAAGCUGCAGUUGCUCAGCUCCAGCAGUGUGCCCUUCCGUCUGGAUGCCACCACGUCAGCUAAUAGCAACAACAACACCAACAGCAGUGAUCCCAACACGAGUGGAUUCAGUGAAUCCCUGCCCAAUUUGGCGCCGCCUCCCGAAUUCGAUUCGGAUUCGCGACGACAGCGCAGCAAUUCCACAUCCUCGCUGAGUGAGGAGAGCGGCUGGGUGAGCAGCCGGCGCAGUUCCUUGGCCAUCUCCAGUCCAGAUACCAUCACGAGCACCGGGCAGCAUCGCCAGCAGCGGCAUACCCAACUCAAUCUCGGCAUGGGCAUGGGCCUGGAGACGCGUCUCAAUGGGGAGCAACUGCGUCUGCGACUGCAGAAGCUGCUCGAUCAGCAGCAGCAACAACCGCAUAAGCCGACCAGGAAGCGCCAAUCCGCCGGCUCCAGUCAGAGUCGUACUCCGGCCCGACAGCAACAGGCGCAGGAGAAGGACAAGGAGCUGCACAAGAAGAUCUCAUCGGUGACCGUCACCAUCAAGAAGGAGCGUUCACGUUAUCAGCUCGAUCGUUUGCGUCACCUGCCCAAUGGCGAGUCCACCGAGGUGGAGGACUUGGAGCGUCCGCCGCCACGACGUAGUCGCCACAAAGGCGCCGCCAACAAGUGUGAGAAAUCCAAAUCCGACUUUGAUAUAACCAGCUUGAAGGAUCUGCAGCCCUUGGAGACGGUUUGCCUGCCGCCGCCACAGCAGUUUCAGGAUCAGGAGCAGGAUCAGGAAGUCUCGGUGGUGGUGGCACCACCGCCACCCGAUGAGUUCCGUGAUCCACCGCCAGAGCCAGCACCUGCUGCGGUUCCAGUUGCACCCCUUGCAAUUCCAUCAACUCCAUCUGUGACCAAGUCCAAGACCAAAUCCAUGCCAUGUCAUGUGGUGCAUGCACCACCGCCACCGCUUAAGGAGCGUCAGCCCAUUGGUGCCAUUGACAAUCCAGUUUAUCACAUCUACGAGUCACUGCGUCCCAUGUCCACGCCAGCGAUCUUCAGCAACAAGCCGGUGCUCAAAUCCCACAGUCUGGCGGAGCUGAAGCGUCCGCCGCAACACCAAUGCAAGUUGCCAAUCCAGGAGAACGGCCUGAACGGAGCAGUGCCAGUGGAAGUGGAGCAGGAUGAGAACAAGGAGAACUCCAAUGGUGUUAUUCUGGUGCGGAGCAAGCCAUCCAAUGGCUCCGUCACCAAGCACAAGCGCAAGAAUCAAGCAACGAAUCAGGAAGCCAGUCCCAGUAUCUCCCUCUUGGAGUUCGAAAAGUGUCGCGAGGAGUUCCGCAAGCAGAUCAAGUACCAAGGCAACAUCUACUCCGACUAUGUCCAACUCGCCUCGGAGCUGCCCUAUUUCUAUAUCAGCGAUGAGUAUCGCGCCUUCUCGCCCAAUGGCAUGCACCUCGUCAUCUGUGUCCAUGGACUGGAUGGCAAUUCGGCGGAUCUGCGUCUGGUUCGCACCUAUCUGGAGCUGGGAUUACCGGGCGUGAAUCUCGAGUUUCUCAUGUCCGAGCGCAAUCAGGGCGAUACCUUCUCGGACUUUGACACCAUGACUGAUCGGUUGGUCGCCGAGAUCCUUUACCAUAUCGAUAGUUGUGGCCUGAAUCCUGCACGCAUUUCUUUUGUGGCGCAUUCCCUGGGAACGAUCAUUGUACGCAGCGCCUUGGCACGUCCUCAGAUGCGUCCACUGCUGUCACGUCUGCACACCUUCCUCUCGCUCUCCGGUCCGCAUCUGGGCACGCUCUACAAUACUAGUGGACUCGUCAACAUGGGCAUGUGGUUUAUGCAGAAGUGGAAGAAGUCUGGCUCCCUGUUGCAGCUUUGCAUGAGGGACACUACAGACAUGCGCAACAGUUUCCUUUACCGCCUGAGUCAACGGAGCACAUUACAUCAUUUCAGCAAUAUUCUGCUCUGUGGUUCCAGCCAGGAUCGCUAUGUGCCCGCGCACUCGGCGCGUCUGGAGCUCUGCAAGGCCGCCAUGAGGGAUACCUCCUCACUGGGCACCAUCUACAGGGAAAUGGUACAUAAUGUCAUUGCACCCAUUUUGGCUAGACCGGAACUGACGCUCGCCCGCUUCGAUGUGCAUCAUGCGCUGCCGCAUACGGCCAACACGCUGAUAGGACGAGCUGCUCACAUUGCGGUGCUGGACUCGGAGCUGUUCAUUGAAAAGUUCAUGUUGAUUGCAGGCCUGAAGUACUUCAGUUAACAUGGCUGCCCUGGAAAUGGAACUAAUAAUGGAACUGGCACUCGAACUGAAACGUAAACCUAAACCAAAUCGGGGCUGAAGUACUUCAGUAAAUGAUGAAUGCUAAAACAAUUUUGUAGCUAUAAGUCUGUAGUACUCGUACUUAUACUCGUAUUUUAAUGUUAUUUAAUAUGUAACACAAGAAUUCUAUUCAUAACCAAACACAGGGUACACUGUUUGAUUACAAAAUCCGAGUAAGAACAAGUUUCUUCAGCCAACAGAUUCCACUGCAGUUCAGUUGGAAUAAGGAAUUUAUUGAAGCAAAUUGUUAGACUUGAAUUUUUUACCAAUACAAACCUUUUCUAGAGAAUUGAAAUUUAGUAAGAAUCACAACAUACAAAAAAAACUUAAACAAUUAAUCAAAACCAAAGAACGUUUAAUCAAAAACUAUAACCAAAGCGGCAUAACUGUUGGAAACGUGUUAUCGAUAAAUUACAUUUUAUAACUAAUAAGAGUUCUAAACUUGAUGUAAAACGGAAGCCAAAGACAUCACAAGUAGUCUAGAUCUUAAGUUCAAAAAAUACCAAAUAUUUACGAGUCUUUUUGAAACGGUUGAAUUGAAAAACGAAUUCUGUAAUGAAAGUGGGAUUACUGAAAUGAUCAUGAUAAGUAUACGUAAACUAACGGUAGCUGAGCACAUUGAAUACAAGGUUGCAUUUCGAUAACUUUAGCAGAUUAAAAAUGUAUUAGAAAUUUGUGAGACUAAUUAAAAACAAAAAAUAAUAAUAUGAGAACAAAAAUCUCUGUACUGCUAAAAAGCGACUAUGGUAGAAAGAAUUUAGAGUAGCGUUGCUAGAAGUUUGUAGAGUUGAGUAGUUAAAAUGCAUUUGUGGAGUGCGUCAAUUAUGCUGGAUAUUAUGGGUGUGUGAAGGUCUUGUGUUUUUUGUUUUGUGUUUGGAAAAAUCUGAAUAUAUUAUUGGGAACAACAAACAAGUUAGUAAAAUGAAUCGAUAUGUAGAAAGCAGUUAGGUCAACUUGAAAAUUUGUAGUCUAGUCGUAGAUUAAUACUACAUACAAACAUACCAACUUAUGUGUUUUCUGAGCUUUUUUUCAAAUUGUUGUUGUGAACUUUUUAGCAUGCCUAUAUCAAUUUCUUUGUAUACCUUUUUGAAAAACUACCCGUUUUGACUAUACAUACCAGAAGUUGCAUUCUACGUGUAUAACCGUCCUAAAUCUUACACAACAAUGUACUAUAUCAACAUGCAAAUAUUUAAUUUUAACGAAAACAAACGUGUUUUAUGCAUACUAUUUAAAUAUGUGUGAGUUAAUUCCUAAGCUACUUCGAUUUUACGCAAUGUACUCAAGUAUCCCCUAAGUUGCAAUUUAAAGGUUUUUCAUUUCAAUAAAAUAUACUAAAAUCAAAUUUUAGUAAAAUUAAAAA
Drosophila innubila is the source of this 6085-nucleotide messenger RNA. Its product is annotated as protein FAM135A. The transcript is spliced from 9 exons. The coding region runs from base 181 to 4665 and encodes 1494 amino acids. NCBI's taxonomy places the organism in Eukaryota, Metazoa, Arthropoda, Insecta, Diptera, Drosophilidae. The record is from RefSeq and is a predicted model, not a curated record.